Messenger RNA from Adelges cooleyi (spruce gall adelgid), 590 nucleotides. RefSeq lists its product as uncharacterized. The record is from RefSeq and is a predicted model, not a curated record. NCBI's taxonomy places the organism in Eukaryota, Metazoa, Arthropoda, Insecta, Hemiptera, Adelgidae. The coding region runs from base 171 to 590 and encodes 139 amino acids. The transcript is spliced from 4 exons.
CUAGGAUGUAGUUAAGCUAUAAAGAGUGAACAUGAUUUUCAAAAUCAAUUAAACAUCAAUAAUUGAACAUUAAUAAUUGAGGCUAGAUUUGAAAUUUGUAUAUAAAUGUCCCGGUACACAAAUAAAGUGAUUAAUCCAAGUGAGCGGUUUUCGACAGUUAAAGUCUAAAGAUGAUGUUGGUUUUAUUUGCAGUAGCAACAUUGGUUUGUGAUUUAGUCACUGCGUUUUCAACUGAAGAUACUAGUAGAGAACAUAAUGACUUACCAUUUUUGGGUUCUAUAGUUGGUCCAGUCGUGGACAAAAACAUGAAUAAGAUACAAAUUGAGAGCUUAAUAAACGCCAAAUCAUAUGAAGAUAAAAAAUUCGACGUCUUUUUGAUGUCAGCUGGUGAAACCGAUCCAUUUGUGCUACUAAAAGAAACCGAAGAAAUUGAUCCUGUAGAAACUGACUCACGCGAAGAAUACAGUUCAGGAACUACUGAAACUCCAUUGGACUUCACUAAAAUACAGUCUUUCUCUAAAUCAUACUAUCUGGGAAGACUUUGCCUGAAUCAACCUGGAAGUACGGACUUUCGAAGCCACUUGAAUUAA